Molecule: messenger RNA, 936 nt
Organism: Endocarpon pusillum Z07020
Lineage: Eukaryota; Fungi; Ascomycota; Eurotiomycetes; Verrucariales; Verrucariaceae
Exons: 5
Coding region: 1-936 (311 amino acids)
Source: RefSeq, a predicted model, not a curated record
AUGGAAGUACUAAACGUUAAACGCUACACUCUGGGGGUCCACAUUUGGGACCUGACCCUGGAAGACGUGUUCAGGGUUGGGGACCAUCUAAAGAACUACAUCUUCAUUGGCGACAUGCUGUAUUUCUUCGGCAUCAUGUUCACGAAACUAUCUAUUUUGAUGCUCUACUUGAGAAUAUUCCAACCGAAUAAGAAGUUUAGAUACUUUACCUACGUCAUGAUAACUUUUAACGUUGUCUACCUUUUGCUCUUCUUCUUAUUGUACGCAUUCGAAUGCAACCCGCCAGCUCUAGGGUGGCACACCGUCACGUGGACCGGUGGUGGCACUUGCAUCGACACCAUCAAAGUCAGCUAUGCCGUUGGAGGCAUCAAUGUUUUCUCGGACCUUGUCAUUCUUGUGAUGCCGAUCCCCCUCCUUCUAAAAUUGAAUCUGAAGAAAUCACAAAAACUUGGCCUGCUCGCUAUCUUCGCAACUGGUACUUUUACCGUUGCGUGUACUAUUGUUCGACAAGUGGUCAUCAUGAAAACUCUUCGGGACUUCGAUCACGGCUUCUCCACUGUUGAGGAGAUCGUCUGGCUUACGGUGGAGCUCUGUGUCGGAAUCAUCUGUGCCUGUCUUCCCACCUUAGCGCCCUUAUACCAUCUUCGGCUGUGGGCGCGCCUUGUUCCCCAAUCAGUGCGAAUUUACUUGCUUUCUCUUCGCACCGCUACCCAUGGUUCUACGACCUAUGGAUCGAGCAAGAUGUCUGCCAAGCCAUCUGGUGGACAGAGCUAUGAAAGUGACGUUGAGCUUGUCGACAAUGGCAAAGUGAGCACUCACGUUGGUACACACAUGCCAACCAUGGAACUGGUGCAUACCGAUCCGCGCCGCAUAUAUCGGAUGACAGAUAUGGAAGUCAGUUAUUCGAAGCACAGGGACGCAUCAAACCACGUUUAA